GUAUUGACGUCAUAGACGACAACACGCUGAGUAUCACUGGAGAGAUUCCGGCGGUGUUAACGUCGGCGGUUUCGACUGGAACCUUCAGUUCAACUGGCACGCAGUCCCAGAUCGUGAGAAGAAACGUCACCAGAACUCGGCCGAACCAGUUUUUAGCCCAACUAUGGCCGGGGGACUGUUUAGCAUUGAUAAGCAGUUCUUUGAGAAACUGGGAACCUACGACAGCGGAUUUGAUAUUUGGGGUGGUGAAAAUUUGGAACUUUCCUUCAAGACGUGGAUGUGUGGAGGCACCCUUGAGAUAGUCCCUUGCUCACAUGUGGGACAUAUAUUCCGCAAAAGGUCACCAUACAAAUGGAGGUCAGGGGUUAAUGUACUGAAGAGGAACUCCAUUAGGUUGGCAGAAGUGUGGAUGGAUGAGUAUGCAAAAUAUUACUACCAGAGAGUCGGCAAUGAUUUGGGAGAAUAUGGGGAUGUGUCGUCCCGAAAAGAAUUGAGAAGAAAAUUGGGAUGCAAAUCUUUCAAAUGGUAUUUGGACAACAUUUAUCCCGAAUUAUUUGUACCUGGAGAGGCUGUCGCGUCAGGAGAGAUCCGCAACAUGGGUAUUGGUGGCAAGACUUGUGUUGACUCACCGGCACGUAAGGGAGAUUUCCAUAAACCGGUUGGACUCUAUCCAUGUCAUAGAAUGGGUGGCAAUCAGUACUGGAUGCUGAGUAGAACUGGAGAAAUCCGGAGGGAUGAGGCUUGUCUGGACUAUGCUGGACAAGAUGUGAUACUCUAUCCCUGUCAUGGGUCUAAGGGUAACCAAUUUUGGCAGUACAGACCUGAUACAAAACUCAUCCAACACGGCAGUAGUAAAAAAUGUCUGGCAAUUUCCGAAGACAAACAAAAACUGCUUAUGGAAGAAUGCAACAGUAGUUCACCAAAGCAACAGUGGAAAUUCGAAAAUUACGACGCUGCAAAACUAUAGUGCUGCGAAAGGGGCAGAACAAGCCAAUGGUUAACUCAUAAAUAACUGUGAUUUAUGAAUAACAGUGAUCGGUAACCGUUACUGUGUAACUGUUACUGACUUACUGCUACUGUGUAACUGUUACUGGCUUACUGCUACUGUCCUAUUGCAUGCGUUGAAAAAUUUCCCAACUUUUUAAACUGGAACAAUUGAUUAACUGUUACAUGUGUUGAUAGUAACCGUUACCGUAAACUGUUACUGUUGAGGUGAACUGGGACAAUAAUUAAUCAACUGUUAGUAACCGUUACCGUGAAACUGUUACUUUUGUCGAUAUGUGAGGUAAACUUGGACAAUUGAUAACGGUUACAGGUGUUGAUAGUAACCGUUACCGUUAAACUGUUACUUUUGUGGAUAUGUGAGGUAAACUUGGACAAUUUAUAACGGUUACAGAUGUUGAUAGUAACCGUUACCAUGAAACUGUUACUGUUGUUGAUAGAAAGUCACUGUUAACCUGUUACAUUGUCAAUAGAGACUGUCAAGUGAAACUGUUACUACAUUGUGAGAAAAAUAUAUCUACAGAUUUUCAAAGCAGCGGUCAUAAUAUUGAUAACUGGUUCUAGUAACUGUUACCUUGUAACUGCUACUGUCCUACUGCAUGACUGUGAAGAAAAAAUUUCCAAUUGUUGUUGAUAGUAACUGUCACCAUGAACCUGUUACUUUGUCAAUAGAGACUGUCAAGUGAAACUGUUACUACAUUGGGAGGAAAAUAUAUUUACCAAUUCCAAAAAAGGGGCUAAAAUUAUUGAUAACUGGUACUAGUAACUGCUACUGUAUCAAUGUUACUGCAUUGUUUAUCAUUAUGUUUUCCCAGUUAUUUGAACUGAGAAGUUGACAAUUCUAUAACUGGUACUGAUACUUCCAAGAACUGAUACUAGCUAACUGCAAAGUGAUUAUCAGAUGUAAGAGCAAAAAUCCUUUGAUGAAACCAAGAUGGAGAAUUAUAUAAUCACAAAAUACCAGUUAGUAGAUACAGUAUUAUAAAUAAUAGCUGAUGGAUAACUAAUUGUGUAAGUUACUGAUUUGCUCUAUCUUAACUGGUACAGGUCAACUGUUGAUACAUUGUGAAAAAUAGAACUAUUGAAAUACAAUAAUUUAUUUCACUAAUGUUUGAACAGAAAUAUUGUAGCCUAAUGAGAACAAAUUGGCAACCUGAUAACAUCUAUUAGUAACUGUUACCAACUAACUGCUACUGAACAGAUGUUUUUGAGGUAUAAAUGAUUUUUUUGGAGCAAAGAUAAAUAACAGGAUUUUAACAAAAAUAAUAAAAUCGCUGAAUAGCAGAUGUUGACAACUGUCAUCAAGUAACUGUUAUUUUGUAUCUGUUAAUGGUGUAAUCUUGUCUUGUCACCGUUACUGGAUAACUGUUACUUGAGAUUGACAAUGAAAUUUGGAGGAAAUAGACAUAGAUAAAGGAAUAUUGUCAACUACCUGCUACUGCUAAUGAGUAACUGUUACUGCUAAUGAAUAACUGUUACUGGUGUUCUCUUGGCAUGUCACUGUUACUUAAGAUUGACAAUGAAAUUUGGAGGAAAUAGACAUAGAUAAAGAAAUAUUGUCAACCACCUGCUACUGCUAAUGAGUAACUGCUACUGCUAAUGAAUAACUGUUACUGGUGUACUCUUGUCUUGUCACCAUUACUGGCUAACUGUUACUUAAGAUUGACACUUAAAUUUUGGGGAAAUAGACAAAUAGAUAGAUAAAUGAUAGAUAAUAGAUUUGAGGUAUAAUUUUGAGUAACCUGGCUGGCUCUGGUCUGGGAUGUCAGAGUUUUCAGGUCACACCUGAUCAAUUUCAGGGCCUCUGUCAUGACCUAACAACGGUUUCUAGGCAGCUGGGACCAAGGUUAUGUUGGACUAUAAUGUCGAAAUCUCUCAAUUAGAGAAAUAAAAUAAUGCAUGUCUGAGCAAUGAACCAAUGAAAUGAUCUAUGACAGAAAAUAAAUUAUUCAUGACAGAAAUUAAUUAAUGUGAAAUAUUUAGGAUAGUAUGGAAGAACAAAGACAUAUAAAGUAGUUUUUAUUAAAAUUAAUAGGUGCUAUGGUGAAGUGCAAUGAAUGGCUGAUCAAAUUGAAAAACAGGUGAAAUUAGAGAGAAAUUCAAAUGAUAAUUAUUGAUACUAAUCAAUGAGGAUAUUAAAUUUGGAUUAAAUGUUAUAUAAAUAGACUAUCAAACUUUUCUGACUGUUGGUAAAGUUAUUUCAGAACCAAUUUGUCCCACUUUGUCAUUGUCCCACUUUGAUGAAGUCUGUUUGUGGUAAACUUUUUUCCAGUUUGUGGGUGAUCACAUUGUUGUUGCUGUCAUCCCACUUUGGCAGAGUCCUAAUAAAAUUGAAAAAUUUCUAGAAUACAUUUUUAUAUGAAAAUUUGUUGAAUAAACAAUGAUUGAACGUGUACUAAUUUAUUGUUAUUAUGAACUGUAUAAUAGAUUGAUAAAAGUGCAUAGAUAAAUUUCGAAUAAUUGUUCAUAAAUUUUAAUUAAUGAGGUUCACUGUGUGGUUGGACAUAAGUAUUGAGAAAAUUUGUGUAAAUUGUUGAACAUGUUUUAAAAUAAAUUUUUAUUAUAUGUUGAGAGAAGUGAGUUGGUGAUCUAUGAAAUGAAAUAAUUCUUUAAGUAAUAAGUGUUAUUCUUAUUUCUUAUUUUAUUGAAUUCUUAUUCAAUUUAGCAAUAAUACUUGAAAUUUACAAUAAAUCAGUUUAGAUAAAACUCUUUCAAGUAGAACUCUCAAUAUAAUUUUCAGUUGAAAAGAAAAUUUAUAACUUUCAAAAGAAGAAAAUGGAGAAGAAGAAUAGGAGAAGAAGAGGAAGAAGAAGAAGAGGGAGAAGAAGUGGAAGUAGAGGAAGAAGAAGAAGAAUCUUUCCAAUCAUUUCAUGCACAAGCCUAGAACUCAUGUGGGUACCAUAUACAUCAAAUUAAAUUAAUUCAAUAUGCAUAAUCAAAUGGAACAAAAAUCUUAUCAUUGUAAUUAUUGACAUAUCACUUAAUAAUUGUGCUCUAUUUUUUUAUUUAAUUUAUUAAUUUACAUGUUAGAGAAUUUUAUAGAUUGGGCAUAUCGUGAACAAAAAAAAAGACCACCAAAUUUAGAUUAUAAGUUAUAUUGAAUUUUCUAAACAUCCAACAAAUUACAGGUAAUUAUAUUAGAUAGCAAUAAUUGUUCAAUUUUUCAAUGGUUAAAUUUGUUAUCAAUUAUGAUAAUAAUUUUUAUGUAAAAGUAUUUCAUUAAUAAACAUUGAAUAUCAAUGUAAAUUACUGUUUUAUAUUGUCAAGUGUACAUAAUCAGUAUUGGUUAAAGUUUUUAAUUGAUAAUGUUGAAUUGUACAUAACAAUGUUCCAACUGUAAAAAAUACUUUAUUAUAAAUCUAGAUAUGUAAUUGACAAUUCUAAUACUAGUUUGUUGAUAAACUAUGGGGAUUAUUGGUUCUCGACCUUGAAUUCAAAAAAGUCCAAAAAAGGUGAAUUAAAGUCAAGUAUGUCCCAGAGUCCUUACUUUACAUCUACUAGAUAAAAAUAGGAAUCAUUGAUCUUCAAGAAGUCCCUCAAAGAUCAAGGUAAGGUUAGUAAGGUCGAUUAUGUCCUAGAAUCCCCAUUUUGUAUCUACUUAAGUAACUUUUUUAAUGUAUACUGUAAAAACAUGAACAAAAGACAUUCCCAUUUAUAUAGAAUAAAACUACUAUUAAAAUUAAUUUGACACACUUGUUAUAUAUAUUAACUGAAAUUAAGGUAAUUUAUGUAAUAAUUUUAGCUUCAUGUAUGAUAAUUAUUAAUAGUAUUAUAUAAAUAUUAAUAUAAUAGAAAGGGCGAAUAUACGAACAACUUGUAUAUAAGUAUGUUAUAGUUAGCUAAUAUUUGUCAAAUUUAUUUCAAACUUUUCUAGCAUGUUAAGGCAUAUGAAGAAUUUUUAUUGUACUAUAUAUUGUAAGAAGACUAUGACAAUUUUAUGAUUUUUGUCGUUAAUUAUAUUUUUAUUACAAUUAUUC
Messenger RNA from Nilaparvata lugens (brown planthopper), 4979 nucleotides. RefSeq names its product putative polypeptide N-acetylgalactosaminyltransferase 9. The coding region runs from base 164 to 967 and encodes 267 amino acids. Gene Ontology annotation, cellular component: Golgi apparatus. NCBI's taxonomy places the organism in Eukaryota, Metazoa, Arthropoda, Insecta, Hemiptera, Delphacidae. The record is from RefSeq and is a predicted model, not a curated record. The transcript has 7 exons.